UGUGGGCCUGCCCCCAAAGGUGUGCAACUUGUGGCUGCCAAUUUGAAAACAUUGCUCUUGUACUUUGCUGGGCAGAGCAGGGCACCAUGCCCCACUGCCCACUGCUGGACUCUCGCUCUGGAAACCGACACCACCAGUAUGGCCCAUUGCACCCAUGGGGGCCCGCAAAUAUGUUUGGCGCCGACUCCGAGCCCACAAAAGGCCCGCGCGCGGAACUCUGGACCGCUCUGUUGUGCUUCCUGGCAGCGCGCGGCAGGACGGGUGAGGCACGUGCGUGAGAGGAGUCGGCUUUGUAGUCAGAUGAAUUUCAGUAUGAAGCAGAAAUUGGAUGCAGGAAAAGCCUCAGGAACGAUAAAGUACUUCACAGACAAUGCAAACUCAGCCCCAAGACGGACUCUUAAAAUGAUUCAGCCUUCAGCAGCAGGUUGCCUUGUUGGCAGGGUAAAUGAACCUGCUAAAUGUUCAAUCAAAAGGAAACUUUGGAGUGAUCAGCUAAUUGCAAAGACCUGCAAAGCUGAGGUGGUGGAUCCAGAACAGAAAAAUGAAAAUCUAAAAGGAGUCACUCAAGCUGUUGAUCUCAUGGUAAAAAAAAAUCCUCCCUCUCGGUACUGGAAGGAAGUGGCUGAAGAGAGGAGGAAGGCACUAUAUGAAGUGCUUCAGGAAAAUGAAAAGCUGCACAAAGAAAUUGAACAGAAAGAUGGUGAAAUUGCCCGUCUAAAAGAAGAAAAUGAUGAACUGGUAUUACUUGCAGAACAUGUGCAGUACAUGACAAACAUGAUUGAGAGACUUACUGGGCAGGUACCUGAUGGCCUUGAGUCACUGAAAAAUCUAGACUUGGAGGAAUUUGAGCAGGAGGAUGAAGAGAGUGAUUCUGAAGGUGAUGUAGAUGGUGAUUCUGAAGAGUUGCCUUCACAGGUUUCAUGUGAUUCUAGGGAGAAUGCCACAGAUUCAUCUGCAAAGAAAGCUAGAAGUCUGUGAAAACGGCUUGGCAAACUUGAGUGGCCAGUGUGCAUAUGGCUUCCUAUUUUAAUUGCUAAAUGACUGUUGGAAGAAUAUACUGCCAAAGUUUACCUCAGAUAAAAGUUACAAGUCUUGUGGAAGCUUUAAAAGUUCACAGUGGGUUUUAACUGGUAAUAUGUAGCAAUGGAAAUAGCUGUAUACUACCUAAACAAGGUAUUACAGACUGAAUUUGGUCACUUCUAUAAAAUGGAAAUACUAUGUAUUUCUAACUUGUGUAAAUAGUAUCUGUUGCUUUGACAUGAGAAUGUGUACUUGAUAAAUAAACUAAACUCUACCAAAACACUCUGCCUCUUACAAUGUGGUGCAUGGGGACAGAUUGUUAAAGUCU
This is a messenger RNA of Mauremys mutica (yellowpond turtle), 1348 nucleotides long. RefSeq names its product geminin DNA replication inhibitor (gene GMNN). The record is from RefSeq and is a predicted model, not a curated record. The transcript is spliced from 8 exons. Bases 139 to 978 code for a protein of 279 amino acids. Gene Ontology annotation, cellular component: nucleus. Lineage: Eukaryota; Metazoa; Chordata; Testudines; Geoemydidae. Gene Ontology annotation, biological process: negative regulation of cell cycle; negative regulation of DNA replication.